Messenger RNA from Cololabis saira (Pacific saury), 3854 nucleotides. RefSeq names its product gastrula zinc finger protein XlCGF57.1-like. Bases 69 to 1985 code for a protein of 638 amino acids. Gene Ontology annotation, biological process: regulation of cytokine production; regulation of immune system process; negative regulation of transcription by RNA polymerase II. The record is from RefSeq and is a predicted model, not a curated record. NCBI's taxonomy places the organism in Eukaryota, Metazoa, Chordata, Actinopteri, Beloniformes, Belonidae. The transcript is spliced from 2 exons.
CGGACCCGGAAGUGCUGGAGAACUGUUUACAUUUCGCCCUUUGUUCGGCUGGAAAACCCUAAAAAAAGAUGUCCAAAAAACGACCGGAGUACCACAGUCUGAAGGCCACGAUCGACCGGGAGUUCGCGGAGGUGGCCCGGGAGCUGCUGUGGCUGCUGCAGGAGCGCGGCCAGGCGGAGCUUGCGGAGCUGCGGCGGCUACUGGCGGGGCGGGUGGCCGCGGCCCUGGAGCUGGUGCUGGCCGCGUUUGAGGCGAGCAGGGCGGCCGACGGAGGGACGAGGCCCCGGGGGCCCCGGGGAGCCGGGCCCGGGGGGCAGGGCGGAGAGUUUUGUCUGUCAGUCGGCGUUAGGACUCUCUCUGAUGACAAACAUCUGAAGCAGGACGUCUCAGCGGACAAACAACCGAAGGAAGCUCUGCCCAACCCCUGCUCAAGAGCAGAGACGGUCGCAGAGCUGGACCAGCGGUCGGCGUCUCCAGACCAUGAAUCGGGAGAGGAGGAAAAGGACGAAAAUGAUGCAACAGAAGCAACGCCUCACUGCUGCAGAGUCUGUGGAAAAUCAUUUGAAAGAAAAGGGUUUUUGCUUAAACAUGUGGAGAAACACUCAAAGGACGACAAGUGUCUUUGUGGUGUGUGUGGUGAAAGUUUGGAGACUAUUGAUGGUCUGAGAAAGCAUCUUCAAACUCACCGUGACAGCAGCAGGACCUGCGAUAUCUGUGGGAAGAAGUUUCCAUCGAUUCGAGCUCUGGAGACACACCUAAGGCUGCACACGGGAGAGAAGCCCUUCAGCUGCUCCGUCUGUGCAAAGGCUUUCAACCAGAAGGGUAACAUGGUGACUCACAUGAAGACCCACGGGACGGAGAAACCAUUCACAUGUACUUUCUGCUGCAAAGAGUUCAGUCAAACAAACUCUCUGGAGCGGCACAUGAAGUCCCACGAAGAGCAGAUGCCCUUCAGCUGCAAAGUCUGCGGAAAAGGCUUCUCAACGAGCAGCGAUCUGACGCAACAUGCCCGGAGCCACAAUUCCAGUAAUCAGCCAAUUAAAAGGAACAAACGAAGGAAACCCAGUCUGACACCUUCUCACUCCUGCAAGGUUUGCGGGAACUCUUUUCACAAUAAAGGUAACUUACUCCGGCAUGCAGAGACGCAUAUAAAUGAGCCCGAUUUUCUCUGUGGAGUCUGCGGCGAAGGGUCAGAGUCUCUUGAGAGCAUGCAGCUCCACAUCCAGAGCCACAGAGAAACGAGCAGGAUCUGUGAAAUCUGUGGCGUCAACUUCAGAGACAUGGAGAUCCACAUGAGGACGCAUACCGGCCAAAAACCCUUCAGAUGCAAGGAUUGUGCUAAAGAGUUCCCCAGGAAAAGCUCGCUGGAGAGACACAUGAAGUUGCAUGCUGGCGAGAGGCCGUACAUCUGCGAGUUCUGUGGAAAGACUUUCAUUGAAAACACUGUCCUGAAGAGGCACAUUAAGAGCCACACGGGAGGUAAACCCAGAAUUUACCCCUGCGAGAUCUGCGGCAAGAAGUUCACCGUGAGCCAACAUCUGGAUGUUCACAAGAGGAUCCACACGGGCGAGAAGCCUUAUUCCUGCAAAGUCUGCAACAAGAACUUCCGACAGAUUGGUAACCUGGACUCUCACAUGAGGAUCCACACGGGCGAGAAGCCGUUCAUCUGUAGCCUCUGUGGAAAGAGGUUUCGGCAGAAAAUCUCGCUGGAGACGCACGAGAGGUUCCACAAGAAAGACAAAGCGUUCACCUGCCAGCACUGCAGCAAAGGCUUUGUUCAGAAGAUUGACCUGAAAAGACACAUGCUGACUCACACGGGCGAGAAACCCUUCAGCUGCUCUGCCUGUGGGAAGAGCUAUCAAGAGAAACGCUCCUUGGACUCGCACAUGAAGGUCCACGUUGGAGAGCAGAGCAGCAAAGAUGCAGCGGUGACGUCCAACUCCAAGCAACUGGAAGGAGCUCACCCUGACUUUAUCCAGCUGUGACCUCCAAACAUGAGCAGACGGACUUGGACUUGGUUUGAACUCCAACAUCAGCUGAGAAUAUGUUACCAUGCAGUUUCCUUUCAAACUUCCUUCCAUCUUUGCUCAGAGGUACAGACACAUUGCAGAAUGAGUCCCUAUCAUGAUCCAACAGAAACUGUACACAACAGAAAUGUGCUUUCAUACUUUCUCCAGGCCAUUAAAGCAGCAUAAUGUAACUUUCAGCUUUUGUUGAGUUUGGCGACUCCUUUGGACAAAAGCGGUAGUGCUUUACCAGAAAGAACACUACAUUUCCCAUGAGCACCAGCGCGUACUGCCUCCUCCGAUAAAACUUUUAUUUUCUUGUGUUUUUCCGCUGCUUCGGCCAUGACACCAGCUUCUGCUGAGCUCUGCGCUCCACGCCCCGCCCAGCUUUGGUCUGGACUACGAAUGGGGAAGGAGGGGGAAGUGACGUAUGCCGUAAAGCAGUCAAAGCCGUAAAAAUGUGUAGUUUUUUAGUGUGGAAGGGUUCCUACCAUGCUCCUCAAAGUUACAUAGUGCCAGUGAAGGUGAUACAGACCGAUACAAAAACCACAAUUCCUCCACUAAACCCGUGUCCUCUUUCCUGUCUGGCGACCCCGGUAGCAUGAGUAGGCUACAGUGUUGAAACAUUUAUAUUGGAUUGAGAGGAAAGUUUAUUCGGGCCUCCAAAUAGCAGUUAGACUCAUUUACAGGACAAGAUCCCGUUAUCUUCAGGUUCACCUUUCUGGUUCUAAACAAGUCUGUGAAAAGGAGGCAGGACUUUCUGAAUGUCCUAAAGCAGCCAGGAUUACUUGAAUGACUUUGACUUAAGGCCUUUGCUCCUCUAGGGUGCAUAGGCCGUUGACAAAUGUCCUCCAUUUCACUGGGCUAAGACCGUCAUGAUGAGGUUAGUUUUACCCUACUGAUGAUGUGUUGUUGCAAUAGUAAUCCUGCUCAGUACGAGAGGAACCGCAGGUUCAGACAUUUGGUGUAUGUGCUUGGCUGAGGAGCCAAUGGUGCGACGCUGCCAUCUGUGGGAUUAUGACUGAACGCCUCUAAGUCAGAAUCCCGCCUAGACGUAACGAUACCGGAGCGCUGCGGAUCUUGGGUUGGUCCAGGAUAGCCGGCUCCAGCCGGUGCGGAGAGCCACUCGCGACGGGGCCGAAGGACGGUCGCACCUCUCCCUGUUUGUGGAGAACCUGGCGCUAAAUCACUUGCAGACGACCUGAUUCUGGGUCAGGGUUUCGUGCGUAGCAGAGCAGCCACCUCGCUGCGAUCUAUUGAAAGUCAGCCCUCGAUCCAGCCAGGAUUAACUCUAAUAAUUUUAACAAUUUUAAUAAAGAAAACUUCUGUUUGCAAGAUUGCAUUAAUUUCAGCACAAAUUCAAACCACAGUUCCCUUGUCUCUCACAGUUUCUGAAAUUGUACGUAAUGUGAGGAUGUUAUUUUGGACUUUAGGAGUUUAAGAUGUUUUCAGGCUUGUUUGUUUUUGUGACAUUUGGUAACUCAAUCAGUCAAUGACAUAAUAAGAUAGUGGAUAAUGAAAGUAAUUGUUGGCUGCAGUGCUGAAAGAACCACCUGGGUUCUGAAAGUGAGUUUGUUACAGCUGAGAUUCAUUGAUUCAUUCAAACCUUCACGCAACUUGCAAUGAUGUUGAGAUACAGACAAUCAGCUUCAUCUGGCACUUAACUUUGAAAAUACGAAGAACUUUAACUUGCAUCUUGUGAUAUACUUACUGACCUUUCUAAGUUAUCGAUGGUUUAUUGAGUAUUUUUCUUUUAAAUGUCAGUUAUUUUUGACUGUCUCCAUUGAUCCAUAAAACAUGUGAAAAUGUCCAUCACAAACUUGACGGUUUCAUGUGUACUGCCUUGUC